GCAAAUCCCUGACGUCACUACGCCGGCCUAUGUAAAGGUGAAGCACGCGGAGCGUCAGUACAUCGUUGUCCGUCACGUCGAGCGGGUCUCAACUUUGAAUCACCCUCUGCUUCUCCGUAACUCGACGAAUCCUUAUUUCCAGCCGAUCAACCGUCAGUAAACCAUCGCUAUCUAACCGACUGGCACAUCUUUUCAUUCAUUUGCAAAGAAUGAUCAUCCGUUCGACUUUGCUGCUGAUGGUAUCGGUCACAUUCGUAAUUGCCCAAGAGUCACUAACAGGCAAUGUUUUCUCCGACAAACGUGGCUCUAUGGGAUUUCAAGGAAUGCGAGGAAAAAAGAAUUUUCUCUCCUUGGAUUCGAAUGAUUUUGAAUUUUUAAAACGCGCACCCAUGGGUUUCCAGGGUAUGCGUGGAAAGAAAAACUCGAUAAUCGCUGACGUCGAAAACGAACUUUUCCCCGAGGAUACUAACAAACGUGCACCGAUGGGUUUUCAAGGUAUGAGAGGGAAGAAGUCCUCGUUAGAUGAUGAAUAUUACAAACGUGCACCGAUGGGAUUUCAAGGAAUGAGAGGCAAAAAAUCUCUCGAGGAGAUCUUGGAUGAAAUUAAAAAACCAACUACCACGAGAUUCCAAGAUUCAAAGGAAAAGGAUAUCUACUUGAUCGAUUACCCGGAAUACUAUGGAAGGGGAAUAUUUUCCAUCGAUGGAUAUCGAAAUAUUCUCGAUAAGAAGGACGAAUUUCUAAAAGAGUGGGAAAAAAGAGCUCCAAUGGGAUUUCAUGGAACAAGGGGCAAAAAAAUGAUUCUUAAUGCACUGGAAGAACUCGAUAAACGAGGUAUUGUGGGAUUUCAUGGACUGCAACACGAGAAGGAUACAUUAGACGAUUACUUGGAUUAUUUGAUUCGUCCGUCCGAUUACGAGAAAAGGGCUGCGGAUUUUCAAGAUAUAGCAAGUGGUAGCGAAUCCUUUAAAAGGGCUCGUAUAGGUUUUCACGGAAUGAGAGGCAAAAGGGACGCUACGGAGAUUUACGGGUCCAACUCUAGUAUAACGGGAACUACGAUCGGUUAUCAAGGUAUAAGCAAUCGAGGAAACAAUCUCGGCAUGUACGAAAUUGAGAAACGCUCACCCUUCAGAUAUCUUGGAAUUCGAGGUAAAAAGCAUCCACGAUGGGAAUUUCGUGGAAAAUUUGUCGGUGUUAGGGGGAAAAAAUCGUCGACUUUGCAAACUGUCUUUUAAUGCAUUUCGAUAACAUCGAAAGGAUGAGUAUGAAUGAUGAUUCACGAAUGUUAUUAGAUAAUUAACGGUAAUUCCGCUGCUUUUGUUAACCACGACAAGCAGCAGUAACCACAACAGCAACAGCAACAGCAGCAACAACAACAACAACAACAACAACAACAACAAUCAUUGUGUAAUGCUAGUCUUCUUAUUUAAACGUGUAAAUUAAGCCGUGACGCUUGAUAGCUACAAGAGUA
Molecule: messenger RNA, 1471 nt
Organism: Eufriesea mexicana
Lineage: Eukaryota; Metazoa; Arthropoda; Insecta; Hymenoptera; Apidae
Gene: Tk
Product: tachykinin
Exons: 7
Coding region: 210-1235 (341 amino acids)
Source: RefSeq, a predicted model, not a curated record